Dendronephthya gigantea is the source of this 990-nucleotide messenger RNA. Its product is annotated as serine/threonine-protein kinase 35-like. The transcript is spliced from 2 exons. The coding region runs from base 40 to 942 and encodes 300 amino acids. NCBI's taxonomy places the organism in Eukaryota, Metazoa, Cnidaria, Anthozoa, Malacalcyonacea, Nephtheidae. The record is from RefSeq and is a predicted model, not a curated record. Gene Ontology annotation, biological process: protein phosphorylation; mitotic DNA damage checkpoint signaling. Gene Ontology annotation, molecular function: ATP binding; protein serine/threonine kinase activity. Gene Ontology annotation, cellular component: cytoplasm; nucleus.
CGAAAGUGAGACGUAUUUUACCGAGAUCUAGAUUUUGCGAUGAUGGAUACAGUCGAGGAAGCGUGUGAAUACAGAAAACCAAGCAUAUUAUAUAAACUGGGUAAAAAACUCGGUCAGGGUGCUUUCGGGGAAGUCUUUCAAGCAACGGAAUCUGGUGGUAAGCGACGGAUCCUUGCCAUAAAGUUGAUAAAGUGCAUUCGAAAUGAAGAUCUCGAAAAUGCCAUUAGGGAGAUCACAUUUUUGACAGGUUUAAACCAUACUAACAUUGUGGAGAUGUACGAUUUUGGCGUAAGGCAAGAGUGGCAAAUGGAGGUUGAUUUCUCCUUGUUGCUGGAGUACUGCUCAAAAGGUGGGCUUAAUAAUAAAUUGGCCCAACAAAAUUCGAAAACCCAGAAGCUUGCCUGGAUGCGCAGUAUUACAUCAGCCGUCGUUUAUUUACACAGCGAAGGAAUCGUACAUCAGGAUUUGAAGCCAGAUAACAUCUUGUUAACUGAGGAUAAUGUUAUUAAAGUGGCUGACUUUGGCCUUGCGCGAAGAUUUGCUCAACGGUCUGAAGGGCAAACAUGGAAGGAAUACUACAUCGACCAGGGCGUUGGAGCAAUUGCUUAUGUGGCACCGGAAAUGCUCGGGAAUCAUCAUAACAACAAAGUCGAUGUAUUCUCGAUGGGCAUUGUGUUCCAUGCAAUCUUAGAAGGCAUGUACCGCGACUACGGCAGCAAAAGAUAUUAUGGUGUCUUUGUUAAGACGAAGAAUAAACAGAAAGAACCGAUCGGGACGGAGAUGCAUGAGAAGCAAAGGGACCUCCCAGUUCCAUUUCAAGGAAGAAGACGACGAUUAAUUGAACGUAUGUUGAAGUAUGAUCCGAGAGAAAGACCAACCGCUAAAGACGUUCAGAACGUUUUAAGAUCAAGAUUACAAACCUGGUUUCAACUUGUGUACUAAAGGUCAAGAAUUGAAUGCAUUAUUUUUGGUGAACCGUUUCUGGUCAUC